GGUGACUUUAGGAAAAGGAUGAGGAGGCUUUCAAAACAACAUAAACAUGCAUUUAUGUCCACGUUAAAAAGUACUUAUACAGUACUUUUAAAGCAAAUAUGCUUAUUUUUUCACUGUUUAGUAUUCGGAAAACCGAAACAAAUACGCUGAUUGGCACUUUAAAUCACAUUUGAAUUGUUUUGAUUUGCUAUCACUUUGAAGCUAAAAUUAAGGGUGGUUUUCAAAAACCUGUUUUUUUGUUUUUUUUAAUAAAGUUAGUUCAAAAGAACAAACGCUUUUCUUCCCAUUAGACAUCAAAUGACGUCUUUGAUGUCGACUAAUGUGUUGAAAAUGGUUAUAAAUAUGCUCUUAUUUUGCACCAGAGUGCUGGGAUUUGUUAUCGCUGUACACUAGUGAGCAAAUAUUUCCCCCCAAAAUUCCAAAAAACGACUUUUCUUGGUACAAUAAUGCAUUACUUUUUGUCCACAAUGCUUUCGAAUUUUGCCUGGGGAGAGAAAAGGACCCCAAAGACAAACUUUUGGACGCAUGCGACCGCUCUUGGUGGGAUGAGGAGGCUUUAAAAACAACAUAAAAAUACAUUUAUAUUCAUAAAUGGCACUUAAACACUACCUUUAGAGCAAAUAGGCUUGUUUCUAAACUGUAACAUUCCCGUAAAACCAAAACAAACCCUCACAUUGGCGUUUUGAUUUUGAUUUGUUUUGUUUUCUCUUUCUAAUAACCUCAAAGUGUCAUUUCAUAAUGUUUUGCAGUAAAUUUGCUGUGACGUUCCAUCGUUUGAAGGUGGAGGUCGCGGAUGAAGACAUCCGGUCCAGCCUGCAGACGAUGUCCUCCGAGCCUCCUCUCGGCACAAGCGUGUGCGUGUGCGCCAGCUGCAAUGAAGAAAUAGUAGAUAAAUAUUUAUUGAAGGUAUUCAUGCCUCACAGGCCCCAAGACGAACUAAACAAUCGUCUUCAUUGUGUGUGCGUGCGUGCGUGUGCGUGCGCGCGUGUGCCGCAGGUGAGCGACCUGUCGUGGCAUGUGCGCUGCCUUUGCUGCAGCGUGUGCCAGGCCGCGCUCGGCGGCCACACCAGCUGCUACAUUAAGGACAAGGAGGUCUUCUGCAAGAUGGAUUACUUCAGUGGGCUCGUUAUCAGUGGCAUGUGCGGCAUGCGCGGGCGCGUCACUAAACAGAACUUUCAUGAAGAGGACAAGAAAAUGAUGAACAAUGACUCAGCGGAACACACACGGUUCGGCACGUGGUGCGCGUGCUGCGGGCGCCACGUCCACGCCACCGACUGGGUGCGGCGCGCCAAGGGCAACGUCUACCACCUGGCCUGCUUCGCCUGCUUCUCGUGCAAGCGGCAGCUGUCCACCGGCGAGGAGUUCGCCCUGGUGGACGACAAGGUGCUGUGCAAAGUCCACUACGACUGCGUGCUGGACAAGCUCAAGAGGGCCGCCGACAAAGGCAGCAAUGUGAAUAUGGAGGGCGCGGUGCCCACCGAACAAGAAAUGAACCAGCCCAAACCGUCCAAGAGAGCCAGGACCAGCUUCACCGCCGACCAGUUGCAGGUGAUGCAGGCGCAGUUCGCGCAGGACAACAACCCGGAUGCUCAAACGCUGCAGAAACUGGCCGAGCAGACGGGCCUCAGUCGAAGAGUCAUACAGGUGUGGUUCCAGAACUGCCGCGCCCGCCACAAGAAGCACGUGAGCCCCAACCACACGUCCGGCGGCCCCCUGACCUCUCUGCAGCCCGCUCGCCUGGCCCCGCCCACGCCCACCCCCGAGGAGCUGCAGUACACGGCCUACGGGGGCCCGGAAGCUUCCAUGCUGUCGGCGCUGCACUCCUUCAUCGACAGCGAGCACCAAGCCUUUUAUGAACUGCUGUACGAGUGACUCGCCGUGCAGAUUUUCACUUGAAUCAGCACCCCCCCCCCCCCCCCCCACCCCCCACCCCCUCCCUUCAUAAAUCAUGUCUGUCACGUGUCAGUUCAAUCUGUGACGCAUUACAGCGGUGAUUCUCAAAGUGCGACGCCUCGUGGUAGGCCGUUUUAGGUUUUAUUGACCUCUGGGGGACCAGGAUAAAAUGUAUGAAAGAAUGAUUUAUCCUUUUUUUUUUUUCUUAUGUUAUAUCAUGAUAAUUUGUGAAAAACCUUUGAUCAUUGCAAAGGGUGAAAAAUAUGAUUCAUGUAACCUGCCUCAUAAUGUCUUAUUUGAUUUUCUAUUGUGAAGCAUCACUGCUUUAAGUUGCUGAAUAUUAGUGAAUUCUACUCCGAAUGCAGCCCACCUCCUCAAAAGAUGCGUGCCAAUUGCAAAUGCCGUGCAUCUGAAGGUCUGCAAAUGUAAUUUAUUGUGUGUAUGUCGAGUGUCUUUUAUGAAAAUAAAUGUCUAAUUUCACAAACA
Phyllopteryx taeniolatus (common seadragon) is the source of this 2379-nucleotide messenger RNA. Its product is annotated as LIM/homeobox protein Lhx8. Gene Ontology annotation, biological process: regulation of transcription by RNA polymerase II; neuron differentiation; forebrain neuron development. The transcript has 8 exons. The coding region runs from base 739 to 1872 and encodes 377 amino acids. Gene Ontology annotation, cellular component: nucleus. NCBI's taxonomy places the organism in Eukaryota, Metazoa, Chordata, Actinopteri, Syngnathiformes, Syngnathidae. The record is from RefSeq and is a predicted model, not a curated record. Gene Ontology annotation, molecular function: DNA-binding transcription factor activity, RNA polymerase II-specific; RNA polymerase II transcription regulatory region sequence-specific DNA binding.